UUUUAGUAUCUGUUUUUCAGAUGAAGUGCGUACUCUCCCUAUUAUUAUUAGCUCUGGCUGUGAUCUCCAACGCUGCAACAGUGCCAAAUGUUAACAGGAAUAAUAUAAACAUCGGCUACGUUCGACCGGGAGACAGACUGUUGCAGAGGUAUGAUAUUUUCCUCAAAGACUCGCAUAUCGGCUAUCGUCGCGACCGAGGUCGGAGCGAGGCAGUUCGCUUCCGCCUGGAUUACCCGUGGUGGAAUAGGAUACAACAACGUUACGAUCAGAGUGCAUUAGUAUCUGUUUUUCAGAUGAAGUGCGUACUCUCCCUAUUAUUAUUAGCUCUGGCUGUGAUCUCCAACGCUGCAACAGUGCCAAAUGUUAACAGGAAUAAUAUAAACAUCGGCUACGUUCGACCGGGAGACAGACUGUUGCAGAGAGCCUCCGUCUACAAGCCUCCUAGAGCGAAUACGAUUCAGUACCAAGAUUACGUAUACCGCGGUAACGCCAGGACUCGCAUAUCGUCUAUCGUCGCGACCGAGGUCGGAGCGAGGCAGUUCGCUUCCGCCUGGAUUACCCGUGGUGGAAUAGGAUACAACAACGUUACGAUCAGAGUGCAGUCAGCUAGAGGAUACGGAUACAAUUACGCGAUUAAUGUUUGGGGACAAUAAAUAAAUAAUAACACACAUUCUGCUAUGGAUAAAUAUACUGAAUUAAAUUUUUUUAUAUGAG
Molecule: messenger RNA, 714 nt
Organism: Vanessa tameamea
Lineage: Eukaryota; Metazoa; Arthropoda; Insecta; Lepidoptera; Nymphalidae
Product: probable salivary secreted peptide
Exons: 4
Coding region: 21-653 (210 amino acids)
Source: RefSeq, a predicted model, not a curated record